Messenger RNA from Halichondria panicea, 2654 nucleotides. RefSeq lists its product as uncharacterized. NCBI's taxonomy places the organism in Eukaryota, Metazoa, Porifera, Demospongiae, Suberitida, Halichondriidae. Bases 181 to 2607 code for a protein of 808 amino acids. The record is from RefSeq and is a predicted model, not a curated record. The transcript has 4 exons.
AUUGCGAGAAGGGCUAAGUUGCUACGGGAGCUACAGAGCUCGCCCUCUGAUGAACGAAGACAUCAUCUGGAGACAGAACUUGCACACAUCAAUAGUGAGAUACAAGAGCUGAAAAGCAAAUCUGAUGAAUCUAAGCAGUCGCGUAGAAAACAAGAAUCACAGCAGCUCUUUGAUGAGGCCAUGAAGGAUGGACACGUUAUUCUUCGCAACAUCAAUCUCCUACUCAUGGGUGCAGCUGGUAGCGGUAAAUCAGCGACAAAAGAUCUCUUGCUUGGCAAUCCACCCUCAAAAGUACGGAACAGUACUCCUUGUCGAGAUAGAAUAGCCCACGUUCGACCAGUCACCAAUCUCCAUUUCAAGAGUUCCGAAAGCAAAUGGGAGGAAGUGAGCGAAAAUUAUUUGAUCAAAAUGCUGGCUAAGGCCAUUCAGCAUCUACCCCAGAGCUCUCGUGACAAGUUGCCUAUUGACCUUCAGACCAGGCUCAAGGAAUUGACCAGUACCAGUGCAGCUAAUUCAACCCCACUUUCUCAAGAGAGUGUAUCUCCUGUGCAGCAAGCAAUCAAAGAUGUCGUCACUUUAGUCGUUGAAGCUGUGGUGUCAACACCUUCACAACAAGAAGUCUCAAUCUCCUCAACUGAAAGCAAAGAACUGUUUGGUACAAAAACGAUGCGUGUGACCGACAAUGGUGGACAGCCUCAGUUUCACGAUGUGGCCCCUCUCUUCAUUCGACAUGCUUCAGCAGGGCUGUUUGUUUCCAGGCUCACUGAUAAUUUUGCAGAUUAUCCCCACGACGACUUGUACAAAGAUGGAAAGUCAGUCGGUCCCUCAUCUCAAUCUCACCUCUCGUAUCUGGAAACCGAUAUGAGUUUACUGCGAUCCUUUCUCUCCUGCAAGAGGGAUGGGUACACACCACGCCCAAUCUUUGUGGGCACUUUCUUGGAUGAAAUCAAAGAUCAGAAGGUUAUUGACGAGAAAAACCAAGUUUUGCUUGAUGCUUUGCCUCCUGAACUGAAACAAGAAGUCAUCUACAGCAAUCUGCCAUUGAAACAUGUGAUAUUCACCGUCAAUGCUUGCAGUCGUGAUAAAAAUACACAAGAGGUUGCCAAAGAAAUUCGAAAAGCUGUGGAAAACUCACCUACUUUCGACCUCAAAGUUCCCCUGUGGUGGUUUAUCUUGGAAUUAGCUCUACAAAAGCUCUGCAAUAUCAUGAAAAGAGGUAUACUUAGUAAGAGCGAGUGCAUCGCUUUGGCUCAACAGCUUGGAUUCGAUCCAUCUGCAUUGGAUGCUGCUCUCGACUACUUCAAUGGCAUGUGCAUUGUCCACUACUACCCACACAUCCUGCCCGACACUGUGUUUGUGGAUCCUCAAGUCCCACUAGACAAGGUUAGUGAGUUAACACAACAUGCUGUCUCCCUGAGGGAUGUUUUACAUCAAAGGAAACGUCCUCAUUCUGCUUCUGCCAAGGCUGCGAAAUGGCUCAAGUUCAGAGAUCAAGGCAUUGUCACUAUUGAUAUGCUCAAAUCGAAAGAGUUCCAGAAGCAUUACGAAGACGGCCUCUUCACACCUGCUGAUAUGAUAGCAAUCAUGAUGGAGCUUCUGAUAAUAGCCCCUAUCACCAUUCCACUACUUGGUCAAAUUGAUUGCUCCUUCUCUCAAGUGGAGUUUCUCAUGCCCAGUCUCCUCAGAUCUGUUCCACCUUCAGAGUUAGAGCACCAUCGUGUAUUCACUUCCUCAGCUGAUCCUCUUCUCAUCCGAUUUGUCAGUGGCUGUAUUCGAUGUGGGGUCUUCUGUUGUUUGGUGGUGUUCCUAAUGAAGAAGUGUGGGUGGAAAGUGUGUCUUCCUUCUGGAGAGCCGAUUUUUCUUGCUAGGAACUGUGUCAAGUUUGGGUUACCCAAUUCUCCUGGUAGCGUUACACUGAUCGAUUCUUUCUCAUAUGUUGAGGCCCACAUCAAAGCCUUACCAAAAGUUUGUCAAAAGAUGUGCUCUGUAGUAAGGCAGAGUAUACUCGAUGGUAUCGAUGCUGCUUCCAAUGCUCUUCACUACGACAACGACAAACCAGUGAUUAGCAUCUUCUGCCCACACGAAGGAGAAACGCUGGCGUCUGAACGCCACUAUGCUGUGGUCUACAUUGACUCCAUGCUAUGGUGUUGCUCCAAAAAUAUCGACCUUGGUGGGGAUCUCAAGCCGAGUGAUGCUAUUUGGUUAAGUACAACCAGCUCUACAGAAAUUUCUACUGCUGAUGCUGCAGAUGCCCAAAUCGAUGACAUAGCAAGAAAAGUUGGAAUCUCUAUUCAAGAACUGGACAGGCCGUGCUCCCACGAUCAUCUACUGCCCAUCUCCCAGCACCUGCACAGCUGGUCCACAUAUGCCCACUAUCUUGGACUGACAAGAGUACACUUGGAUAACAUUGAGACCGACAUUCGAUUCACCGUCGCUCACACAAAAGGAUAUCAGAUGCUACUGAAAUGGCAGGAGAUCAACUGUGGCCGUGGGGAGCCCAGUCGCAAAGACACUUAUCGAUACCUGCUGAGAGGGUGCAUUAAGAUUCACAGUGACUUAGAAGUUGUCAGGGACAUUUGUAGACUCAUUAAAAAACAGCCUGUUUAGUAACUAUUGUGCUGCACUAUAAUUAUAAUUGUUGUUUGCACUUAAUU